Messenger RNA from Rhodamnia argentea, 3588 nucleotides. RefSeq lists its product as uncharacterized. Lineage: Eukaryota; Viridiplantae; Streptophyta; Magnoliopsida; Myrtales; Myrtaceae. The record is from RefSeq and is a predicted model, not a curated record. The transcript is spliced from 15 exons. The coding region runs from base 876 to 3251 and encodes 791 amino acids.
UGCUAUUUUGCGGCACCUCUCUUUGUAGAAAUGUUGCCAUGAUAAGUAGCUGUUCUGAUGUAUUUUUUUUUUUUUCAAUAGCAUUCAUUUUAAUUGAACUUCACUGUGCUGAAAAUCGGAUGAUCUGAAUGUGAUAGGUCCUCCUAUAUGACAGCCAUUAAUUCAUUUGCACAAAAUCAAUCUUACAGUUUCUUAUGUUAAAUUAGCAUCCGUGUUCUUUUCUUGGCAUAGAUUAUACUGGAUGACCCCUGUGCUUUGCCCCUGUAUUAACUGUUUAAUACUGCAUUUGUUCAUCCUCUGCAAUAGCUAUAGUGGAUCCACUUGCGGUCUAGUUGAACUCCUUCAGACAUUUCAUAUUAGAAGUAUGCGAGACUCAUGUCCCACUUGAAUCAAGGCAGAGAAAACUUGAAAUGAUCGUUACUGUUUUGUAGUGAUUAGCCGUCCAUCUCAUCACUGCUGUCAAAUCGGAGAUCCAUUACCUUUGCAUUUGUAGGAUGAAAAAUGAAUCUUCAGAAGUAUAUGACAGUGGCACGUAUAUAUGGGUGUUUUUGGUCUCUCAAUUUUAGAUUUAAAGCUUGCAACUCUCCACCUAACCACUUUGUAUAAGUAAGUGCUGCUCCUGUAUGAACUGUUUAUAUGUCAAGCUGUGGGUUUUUCACUUUAAUGGACUGGCUAAGGUCCCUCCAAGGCUAGUUUAUAUAUGCUUCUGCAAAAGAUAAGUGCAAAAAUGUUAUAGAUGCAAUGUUUUAGCAAAGAGAUGUUGCUUUCAUGAAGAGAGGAGGUUGCUGUGUAGUAUAGCCAACCUAAAGGGUUUGCAAUUAAUUCUCCCUUUUCUUUUGCAAAUUCUGAGGGCCAUUUAGAUUCUCUUUUUUCUUAUGCUAUCCUCACACUUUCUCUUGCAGAUGGCAGAAUCACCAAAGGAAACUGCAGUGGUGAAUCGGAAAGAGGAUAAAUCAUUACUAGAUGCUGAAUUUGGAAAGGAGUUCCUUACCUCCUGGAAGUCGUUGUCUGUGGCGGAAGAUGACGCAGUGGAUUUUAACUUUGAUACAGUUGGCAAAGGCAUGACGAAGAAAUUCAACUUUGAUAAACUGGAUGUCGAUUUUAACCUGGAUGCUGAUUUUGACAAGUUAUCAUCAUUCAAAGUGGACAUGCCGGAUCUUGAUUUCUCCUGUCCAUCUAAGAAAUCUCCAAACAACAAGGACAGAAAUGAAGCAGAAUCACUUGAUGAAGGAAAUUCCAAGAAAAGAUUUUCUUUCUCCUUUGAUUUUAAUGAGUUGGAUGGCUUUAAUCUUGAUUCACCCAAAACUGAGGGAGAACAAGGUGGGAAGAAGGUUAUAGGAAGCAAAGGGAGAUCAUCGGAGAUGAAUGAGCACCAGGGCUCAAAAACUCGCCUUCCUGAGGCAAUUCCUGACUGUGAGGAUAAUGCUAUGAUUAAUAAUGUUCAAUCAACACGCUGUGUGGGUACAUCAGAGAUUCAAGUAGAAACUUCUGUAAGUUCAGCUUCUAUGCCUAACCCAAGAAUGGAUGAUCAGGUGCCAAAGCCCGCGGCCUGUAGAAAUUCAAUUGCAGAACAAUCUUCUUUUGAAAGGACAAACAGCACGUGUGCUCAAGAAUCUGAUCAACAAGAUUAUUCAUUGGACAAAACAGCACCAAGAGAAGUACAUAUUCAGCCCGCAGUUGACACAAAUUUAAGUACCAUCCCAGAGCUUCCAAGAAAAGAUUUGUGGAUCGUCAAAGGUUUGAAUUCCACUUUGGGUGAGGAGCAGAGUAACAGGGAAGAAAUGGCAGGGGAAGCCACAUAUUCUCACGGCAACUCGCAGUCAGAAGGUUCAAGUGUGCCACAUGUUCCAGGAACAGAAGGCGAGGCAAAAGGAAGCAAUAAACCUUUUCUUGAUACAUUGAAUGCUACUAAGGCUGAUAACCAAGAGGCCAAGCCUGAUACAAAUCUUAAUGAUACAGCCUGUAUUAUCCCAAGUAAAGUGCUGCACGACAGUGAAAUAUCUGUUUUCAGAGAGCCUGGACAAGCACACUCAAAGUUUUUCAAGAGAUCAGAGGAAAUUAAGAGUCAGUCUUCUCGAGAACCAUCAACUGGGAGAAAGCUUACUCAAUUUAGCAGCAAAAGACUUGCUUCUGUACAUCUAAAUGAAACUAGGUUGGGCGACAAUGCCAAGGAUUCUCUAGUUGCGGGAAAGUCACUCAGUGGUCUAAAUUCACUGGUGAGGGAGCAAACAAAAAGUCAACAUCCUCUGACGGGAAGCCAUAUCAGUGUGAGACCCACUUCUCAACUGGGUUCUCUAUGCAAGACGGGAAGUUUAAAUGUGUUGUCAAAACCAAUUGUUAACAUAUGUGUGAAUCCUGAAGUCACUAAUUCAAGCAAGGAAUCUUUUAAGGAUUCCACGGUCAGAAAUGUUGAUGUGAAGAACAGUAACUCUCUUAAUUCUGGCAAGAGGGCUUUUCAUCUUACUAGCUUGAAAAUGAUGAGGGCCACAAGAACCAAAGAAGAUCAACUUGGUUCUAAUCCUACAGAGGAAAUCAGUUCCAAGAGAGACUCUGAGCAAAUAACGGCUAUGCCAGGUGAUGCAGCACAUGGGUUAGCUCAUUGUCGCAAAAGCACCGACACCCAGUCACUUCUCAAUUCAUCCUUAAAGCGAAAAUCAUAUGAGGGAUCAGAUGCCAAUUUAGUGCCAUUUAGUCCAUUAAAACGGCUCUCUCAGUCUCCAAGUGAGAAAAGAAGUUUCAGAGAAUCCUUGGAAACUGUUGUCACAGAUCAGGGAUCAGUUGCCAAUUUGAUGUCAUUUAGUCCACUGGAAUGGCCCUCUGAAUCUCCAAGUAUAAAAAGUUUCAGAGAAUCCUUUGGAGCUGUUGUCACAGAACAGGUUUGCAAUCAUGAGAGCACCGAACAGAGCAAAACCAACAGUUUGUCUGGUGACCAUCCUAAAUUGCAGCUUAAGAUUUCUCCUAAGGUGAGGUCAACCGAAGUUGGAAGUCCGUUGAUCAUGGAAAGUGAUGAAAAUGUUGAAAAGGCCGAAGCUUAUACAACGGAACUUGAAGAUAUCUGCAACAUGCUAAAGAAGAAGCAAGAAGAAGCUAAAGAAUUGCUUGUUCGAGCACUUGUGAACAACAACAAUCUGUUAAUGCUUAAUCAUCCCAUCUACGAUGAACAGAUAUCCUUCUGGUUAUCAAUGAUUUCACGGGAUGUUCUUUGGGUUGUCCAUGAUAUGUUUCUUCUCUCUUUUGGCAUUUCUUUGUAAUUCCUUCACCAGAUAAAACAUCCGUAGGGUGCAGAAGUUUGCAUCACAGCUCAUGUCAAAGGAGAUUCACAUUUGAAGUAGCAUCAGUUGAGUUAUGAAUCAGGAAAGUAUACGCGUGCUUGUUUCUCAGGCUUCUGGAUUACAACUUAUGGAAGCGGACUGGCUUCCUGCAUAUAUUCAGGGAUAGUCUACAUUUUUGUGUACUGUUGGUUCGGGAUGAAAUCCCGAGGACAUUUCCAGGUGGCUUGCUGAAUCAAGACUAUAUUUUUCUUCUCCCUAUUUUCAUGGGAUGCUGUCGAGGUCAAUGUUUCAAAUAUGGGACCAACUUCUAAAACUU